GUGGCAUCGCUAUCGCAUCUGUCUGUCUUUCUGUCGCUACAAACACACAAUCAGUACAGACUCGCAUCACUGCAUCAUCAAUCAUCCCGCUCCUGAGCCCCUUCCUCCUCCAGGCUGAUACUCCCUCCUCAAAUUGCGCCUCCUGUGAAAUACAUUCACUCAUAGCGCAACGGCAUGCAGGCAGAGUCUGUCGGUCUCUCAAGAAAUGAACUGCGUCAAUCGACCAACCCUCAAUCAUGCGACACACAUGCCAGCACCAUCCUCCUCCUCCUCCUCUUCUUUCUUCUUGGCCUGCUCCUCCCUCUCCCUCUUCUCCCCACCCGCAUCCUUCACCCUGUGCGGCUCCACACGCACCACACCAGACUGAACUCUGAGGCCGGCGGGCUCCAUUCAAGCACAGUCGCGCGCCCCCUCUUCUUCAUCUCAAAGUCGUCGUCAUCCUUGACCUCGCUCCACGGCCUGUCGUAGACCUCCCCGAUGAUGGCCUUGGCCCUUGUGAGGGCCGUGGCCUCCGUGUCAAACACGCCGGCGAUCUUGCUCUCCGGAACAUCUGAGGUGUGGAAGCCGUCAGGGCGAUAUCCGACGGUUUGGAACACGAUCCAGACCUCUGGCACACAAUAAAUGAACACAAUUGGAUGUGACCUGCGCCACAGACGAUAACUACAGGCAUCAGGGGCAGUCACGCCAUGCCGACCGACAAUUGUGUGCAGAGUGUCCCGCAGAGAGCGAUACAAUGGACAGGAUGCAAAAAUAUGAGACUCAUCCUCAAUGGGAGGGCGGGUGAUUGAUUGCCCAGUAAGGCUCACGGCAGAUACGAGCAAGUCAGUUCUGUGCGAGCAAAACGGGCAGACGCUGCCCUCUCGCGGCCGGCCAAGGAUGCGUCCAUCCAUGAUGGCAGAAGGAUAGCAGCCCACACGAAAAAGAAACAGAACACGCCGCUUACGAAACGGCAGUGACAGGUAGGAAGGAAAGCACGGCAACGGCUGAAUGAGGCGA
This is a messenger RNA of Vitrella brassicaformis, 996 nucleotides long. Lineage: Eukaryota; Vitrellaceae. The record is from the annotation of a GenBank genome assembly.